Molecule: messenger RNA, 1362 nt
Organism: Henningerozyma blattae CBS 6284
Lineage: Eukaryota; Fungi; Ascomycota; Saccharomycetes; Saccharomycetales; Saccharomycetaceae
Gene: TAF11
Product: TATA-binding protein-associated factor TAF11
Exons: 1
Coding region: 1-1362 (453 amino acids)
Biological process (GO): RNA polymerase II preinitiation complex assembly; transcription initiation at RNA polymerase II promoter
Cellular component (GO): transcription factor TFIID complex; nucleus
Molecular function (GO): protein heterodimerization activity; transcription coactivator activity
Source: RefSeq, a predicted model, not a curated record
AUGGCAGAUCCACAAGGUCCUUUAGACGUUAUUCCACUGAAUAAUUACCCGCCAAUCCUAACGAUUGCAAAUUAUAUUUCAAUUAAGCAAAUGAUUAAUCAGAUAUUAAGUGAAGAUAAUGAAUAUGUAAAUUGGAAACUGAAAAAUUUAAGAACAGGUGGUACAAUGAAUAAUUAUAUCAAUGAGUAUAAAGAAAAGAUUAAUCAGAUGAAUGAGAAUGGAAUGAAUAUUAAAUUAAUUAAAUAUAAUUCAGACUUACAAGAACUUAAAGAUCGUCGAAUUCGUAAAAAGUGCCAUAAACAAAGAAAAAGGGAAAGACGAUUAGCUAUGGAAAAGCAAAAAUUAAUGAAAGAUAAUAUACCAAGUAAUGAUAAGCAGGAUAUUCCACAGAUAAUUGAACCAUAUCGUUAUGAAAAAAUAAAUAAAAUACCAGAUGGCUUAAUUUUCCCAAGAGAUAUAUAUGAAAAGGAGAAUGAUAAAAGUAAGUAUUUUAAUUCAAUAAGCGAUAAUAAUAUGAAUGGCUCAUCUAUAGCUAAUGAUAAUAGUAGCAAUAUUGUUAAUGGGGUAAGUAAUAAUAAUAAUGGAUAUAUUUUCCAAACGGAAGAAGAUAGUUCAAAUGAAAAAUUAAAUGAAGAUGAAAAAUAUAAAUUGUUAAUUAACAAUUUAGAUAAUGAACAAACAAAUAGAUUUGAAGUAUUUCAUAGAACGUCAUUAAACAAGACUCAGAUUAAGAAAUUAGCUAAUACAGUUACUAAUCAAAAUAUCACUGAGAACAUUCGAGUCUUUUUACAAGCCAUUGGUAAGAUGUAUAUUGAUGACUUAAUAGAAAUUUCUAUGGAAGUAAGAAAUAAAUGGUUAAUAGGUAAAAUGAUCAUUCAAUUUGAUUAUAAGAAAAAAAUUGGAAAUAGAUUAAAGAAAUUUUUAAAAAAAUUAACAAUCUUGGUGGCAAGAUCAUCUACAUCACUUGCGAAUACAAAUAACAAUGGUACUCUUGGAAAAGAAAAUGAAGAAGAGAAUAACGACAACAAACGGAUAUUUGAAUCGGAAGAUAGUGUAAAUGAGGAAGAAAGUGAUUCAUUUUUCGAAGAUGAGAAAGAAGAUUAUAUUGUAGUAACCAAAGGGAAUUUGCUAUUAAAGCAUAAGGAGAAUAAUCAUUUGGUAAGAGAGGAAUUAAUUAAAUAUUAUAAUGACUUGGUAGUUCAGUUUAACAAGUUAGACGUUAGUAUUGAGAAAUAUAAUAAUAGUCCUUUGCUGCCUGAACACAUUCGUGAAGGUUGGAGGAUAUAUCAAUUACAAAGCGAAACUUUCACUAAGGCACAAUGGAGGCAUCAAGGUGAAAGAGAUGGUAUGAUGUUUCGCUGA